AAACAAACGCUUAAUACCUAUAACGGUAACAAGGAAUUAUUAAGUUAACGGUGAACGUAUUACACAGAAUUACCUUAAACAAUUUAACGGUUUUCAACACUAAAGAUAAUCCGGUUUUCGAAAGAAAUAUAUGAAAAUUUUGAUGAAUUAAACAGAAUAUAAAUAAAUAUAUUCCAGUGAAUUUUAAAAAGAAUAUACUUAAGCAAAAAUUGUUAAUUGCAAAAUAAAUUGAAAUCUGCUCAUUACCAUAAAAAAUAUAAUAAAAAUAUGCAGUGCGAUACGUUGGCGUUUUGGUUUUCCCUAUUCAUAUCAGCCAUAUUGGUGUGUCCGAGUGCCGCCUUUAUUGCAAACUCACCAUCGGUUUCAACUGCAGCACGUUCAACGGCGGGUGGCAAUGGUUUAAAGGAUGCCACAGACAUCUACUCGCUGGCCAGUGCACAAUUGAUGAUGGAUCAGGUGCCCAGUGGUAAAGUCUCAUUUAAACCUCAUGAUUUGGAAGAUGUUAAUGUUAGGCCUGUCUAUGAUCCAGGUGAUGAACUUCUGCGUGCUUUAAAUGCCGACAUUGCUGCUACGGGUCAAGAAUUGGGCACUUUACCAAUGGAACCUGACUAUGCUGAUACAGUGUACAAUGAAUUGGAGUUGGCCAGUAAAUAUGACAUGUUACGCAAAAUACAAAGGGAUUUACAAGAAGAGCAGGAUAUUGUCAGUAAAUCAGCAGUUCUAAUGAAAAUGCUAGAGGAUCCCACAAUCGAUACACUUCCCAUUGUCUAUGUGGAAGAAGAUUUAGCCGUAGAAGAAUCAAAUAACAACAAUAACAAUCUGGAUUUCAAUGAUAACUCAAAUGGUAUGGCCAAACGUUCCCGUUACUACAGACGUUACCCAUGGAAGCGUCACAACAGGAACCGCAGCACUUAUGAUCCAGAACUACGUUAUGCCUGCACUCCCACCAAAGAAGAUGUCUUCAAACUAUUGGUGAAUUUGCAUGAAAAUCGUAAUGGGAAAAAUGGUAAAACCGUUAGUUUUUGUAAUCGUAAACGUCCGGCUAAAGCCAUCUUCACAAAUAUACGUUUCCUGGGUUAAACCGCUCAUACACUAUAAAAACGAAACGAUGACAGUUAGAGGCAGUUGGAUGGAGAGUGAAUUAUAAAAAAAAAACUACAAAAAAUCGUAUACGCAAAAAUCAAAAUUUCAAAUAAAACCAAGCAGCCAAAAUAAAACUAAAUAACUAAUAAAAAUUUAUUAAAAUUCUGUAUAUUUGAUGGAAACAAACAAAUUGGUUUGAAACAAAGGAGAAAUAAUAGCACUUAUCUAAACUAUAAAAUGCCCUUCGAGCAGCUUAAAUUAGUAUUAAUUCAAAUCACAAAAUAUAUAUAAAAUAUACAUACACUACUAAAACACAUUUGUAUUAUUAAUAAUAUUUAAAUAAACUGCACUUUUUAUGAAAAAAAUUUAAAAAAAAAUUAUAGUAAAUUGAAAAAUAUUUUAUUUAAAAAACCACUUAACUUUAAUUAAUUUUAAAUAAAUAUAAAUAUAUGUAAAUAAAACUUACAAAAAAGAAAAUAUAUCAAAUCAAGAAACUGCAAUUAUAAAUUAAAUGAGAAAAAUUUAUUGAAAAUUUUAACAAGAUAAAUAUAAAAUAAAAACAAAUCAUAUCAAUUAGUUUUUAAAU
This is a messenger RNA of Calliphora vicina (urban bluebottle blowfly), 1669 nucleotides long. RefSeq lists its product as uncharacterized. The record is from RefSeq and is a predicted model, not a curated record. Lineage: Eukaryota; Metazoa; Arthropoda; Insecta; Diptera; Calliphoridae. The coding region runs from base 268 to 1080 and encodes 270 amino acids. The transcript has 5 exons.